UUGUUGUUUUUGCACGGACAUGGAUGGGAUGAAAACAGCACAGCCACUUAGCUAGCUAAUGUAUUUGUAUUCUUUAAAUAUGUCUAAAAUGCAGUUGUUGAGGGUUUUUCUCAACGAUAGAUUAACAGCUGCUGCUGAUGAGAUAUUUGGGGUCGUUGAAAAAAUGAUAGCAGAGUAUCAGGAGGAAGUUGUCCGUCUACAGAGGAUGCUCGACAUUGUUCUUCAACCUGAGAUACCGUUAAACCUACACAGAGCAGACUUCCAGCAGCUCUCUGUCUCUGAAGCGGAGAUCCCCCCAGAGCAGCAGCACUAUGAGCAGGAGUGGAGCCCCAGUCUGGGGCAGGAGGACCCAGAAACCAUACAAUUUAAAGAUGAAGAGGAGGAACUCCGGACCAGUCAGGAGGAAGAGCAGAUUCAACGGAUUGAGACUGUUACUAAAGAUUACAUAUUCACUCCUGCCUGUGUAAAAAGUGACUGUGUGGAGUACCCAACUCGGCUCUCAAAUCAAGCCCAAAAGGAAGGAAACAAAGAGAGAGACAUUCUACCCAGUACUAUAACUGAACAGAUCAAAACAGAACCUGAUGGAGAGGACUAUAGGGAAUUAGAACCAACCAGUGUCUCUCAGCCCCUCUCUACAGGAAAUCCAGUCUGUUCUGCAGUUCAAAUUGGUAUGGAGAAUAAAAUACUUCCAUCAGGUUUUAAGCAAGUCAAAUCAAAGAGAACAGAUAUGGUAAAAGGACAAAGGUCCCGUAUCAACACUAAGGGUAAGAAAUCUACUCAGUUGUCCCUCCUGAAAUCACCCAGUCAAGGUCAUGCUACUCCUUGUUGUAAGGUGUGCGGUAAGUAUUUUCAUUACAUGGGCUCAUUGAUGAAACAUGUUCAAACUCAUACUAAGGAUAAAGAAACACUUUGUGGAGUGUGUGGAAAGCAUAUGGAGUCCACAGAAGGUAUGAAAGAGCACCUCCAAACUCACAUUGCAGCUAGGUUGUGUUGUCAUGUUUGUGGUAAGUGGUUCAGCAAGAACAGUAAGCUGACAGUGCACAUGAGGAGCCACACAGGGGAGAAACCUUUUUCCUGCCCUGUUUGUGGUACAUGCUUCAUGCAGACUGGAGAUCUGAAAAGACACAUGAGGACCCAUACUGGGGAGAAACCAUAUCUCUGUCCUGAUUGUGGAAAAGGAUUCAGCGUUGCCAGUAAUCUGUCAGUGCACAUAAAGAUUCACACAGGAGAAAAAGGAGAACCAGAUUCAGCACUGGCACCAAUCUGAAAGUGCACAUGAGGACUCACAGGGGAGAGACUCAUAGUAGAAAAUGCAUUUCCCAAUCAGGUACAUUAAAUAACAAUCAAAGACAUACCAAGGCACCACUGUAUAGGUGCAAUGAUUGCAGGAGUUCUCAAAAUGAUAGAACUCCUACAAAGUUACAUAAACAAUCAUGACAAAGGAGAAAACAUGAUGUCCUCCAUCUGUACAUAAAACAUGUUUUAGAGUUAAAUGUGUUGUUAAAUGUUGAAAUCUGCUACUUUAUAUCUUGUUUGAUGUUAAAGUAGUUUUCACAAUAACAGUUGAUUUUUGUUAGUCUCAGGAGCUGAAGGAAUCUUACCAUUUUUGUUAUUACCGAUGUUUGAUGCCUAUAUCCACUCUUUGAGGGGAAAAUAUUUGUAUCUAUUUUGUUUUCCAUGUUUUGACAAUUAAGAAAAUGUGUUGUAAUAUGUUCAUGUAGACCCAUUCAUAUGAAUGAAGCUUGAGAAAUGUGUUUUUCCAGAGAUUGUACAUUUUAUCUGCCUUUUGUAUAACAGAAUAAAUGUUGAUAACACA
Molecule: messenger RNA, 1816 nt
Organism: Oncorhynchus tshawytscha (Chinook salmon)
Lineage: Eukaryota; Metazoa; Chordata; Actinopteri; Salmoniformes; Salmonidae
Product: zinc finger protein 26
Exons: 2
Coding region: 59-1267 (402 amino acids)
Biological process (GO): regulation of transcription by RNA polymerase II
Molecular function (GO): RNA polymerase II cis-regulatory region sequence-specific DNA binding; DNA-binding transcription factor activity
Source: RefSeq, a predicted model, not a curated record